UUUUUUUUUUAAGAUUUUCUUUGUGAGUAUUUGAAUCUAUUAUCAGUAUCGAUGGCAUCAUCUAGUAGUUCUGAACCGUCAUUGCGAAAAGAAGGGCGACCGGAUUCCCGAUCCCAAGCUCAAUCGAGCUGGAACAGGGUUGCUUAUAGUGGUAUUGAUACUCUCCAGUAUCGUACUGACCUUGUCAUCAACUCUCUCCCGGCCGAUUCGGACUUCAAUUCUUUCGCCAAGGAUUACUUUGACAACACAAAAAAUACUUUAGAGCUCUGUACUGCCAUUAGGGAUUGCCUCACACGUACUCAAAACAAUCACGAAAUUAUUCGGUUGGCCGUUAAGUGUUUCGAUGAAGAAGUCGGGACCGACGAGAAGAGAUCCGGUAAGACCUUGGAGGAACUGAAAAGGUUCAAAGCAGCCGAAGAGCCUUUCUUUGAGGAGUUACGUGUACUGGCAGGCAGGGUCCUUCGGCAACAAGAAUCGUUGCAACGGAAGUUUAAUGCUCGGAAGGGAACGCUUGAAAAGAAAUUGGCAUCACUGGAAACAUGGAGGAGGGUGUCGUUGGCCUUUUUUGUUGUCGCUUUUUUUUCCUUGUUGAUUUUUUCCGUGGUGGCGGCAACCAAGUCCGUAAAGCAUGUCAUAACAGCUUUGGGUAGUGCGUUGACGGUUGCUAUAGUUCCGGUCGGGACAUGGUGCAACGAGCGUUGGAAUCGGAACAAAGAAAAGGAGAAAAAGAAGCUGAAAUUAACUAAAACGGUGUUCUAUGCUGCUCUUACACCCAUCAUAAGGGUGCUUGUUGACCAACUGGAAGUUAAAUUCAAGUCACUGUCGCACUCCGUUGAUUCCGUGCUCACGGAAGGAUAUGCUUUGAAGGUCGCGAUAGAUAAGAUCAAAAAAGAUUUGAAAGAUGUUACGGACACCAUCCCGGAUGUGCUUCGACGGGCGGAUGACCUUGGCCGUGAAACAAUAAUGGAUUGGCGAGAGAUUUUGACGCGGAUGAUGGAGACGCUGUAGCACAUCUGUGGAAUUAUUUUAAUAUGUACAUAUAUUAGGUAUAUGCUUCACCUCAAUUUAGUGUUCGAUCAUUUAAUAAUAAAUCAAAUGUGUAUGUAUAUAUAUUUCCUUUUCUUACAUAAGAAAAUACAAGUUUUAAAUAUUUAUAAAAA
Molecule: messenger RNA, 1160 nt
Organism: Gossypium raimondii (Peruvian cotton)
Lineage: Eukaryota; Viridiplantae; Streptophyta; Magnoliopsida; Malvales; Malvaceae
Product: UPF0496 protein At2g18630
Exons: 1
Coding region: 52-1008 (318 amino acids)
Source: RefSeq, a predicted model, not a curated record